GUUUGGUAUAGCCAGUUUAGCCCGUCAAUCCAAGCAGCACAAGUCAAUUUGGGGAAGCAACGGUUGGAGCAAAUGUCAAUCUCAAUCGAGUGAAAUCUAUAUUAAAAUAUAUAGGAUGCUAUUUAAAAAUGUUCUCUAGAAAGAAAAAGGAAUUAAAUAAAACGUCAGUUUUAAAGAAGAGUCUAGGGGGAAACUUUGGGUCCCACAACUCAUCACUAUCUGUCCUCCAGGAACAACUCACUAGAGAUGGUGGCUUGGACGUCCCCCUCCCUCUCCCUGCAUCCCUCCAGGACCCUCCCUGCCCCACUACCGCCUGUCUGCUGCGCACCAGGCUGGCCACGGCCGCCAGCCCUUCCCCUGUCCUUGGAGCCUGCCUUAGACGGCCCACAGCCCUGAGUCGACAUGCCAGUGCGGCUGGCCUCCCCCUACAGGCGGCUGGAGCCUGGGCCUUCAGUAAGACCCAGGGGAAGGGAGCGAGCUGGGCCUCCAGCCCCACCACAGAGGCCUCAGAUGUGGGCAUCGAGGUGGAGGACAUCCCCUCUCUGCUCAGGGAUGUGGCUUGUUUCGCUGAGGCUGUGGAGAAACUGAAAGAAAUGGUGCUGUGGGAAGACAGGCAGAUAGAUAACCUCUCAGACAGGCAGCUGGACCGUCAUGACCUGGCCCAAGAGUGUUUGGGGGAGGUGUUGCGUGUGUUGAGGCAGGUGAUCGGUGCCUACCCCCUCCUCAACACUGUAGAGACCCUCACUGCUGCCGGAACGCUCAUCUCCAAGGUCAAAGGGUUUAGUUACAUGGACAGCAGUGCCAUGGGUAAGCAGGACUUUGAGAAGGCCAUGGAGACUAUGGCUGUGGCUUUCAGUAGCAGUGUGUCGGAACUUUUGAUGGGAGAAGUGGACAGCAGUACCCUCCUGUCUCUACCGCUAACAGAGAGGAGCAGGUCUAUGGAGAACCUGUAUGGCUUAGACUCGGCCCAGGCAAAAGACUGUCAAGGGAGGAGUGACCAACAGCACUGUUGCAUGCUGAGCGGAGAACAGGUGGACCUCCUACUGCAGUGCAGUGAGGGAGGAGUGGACUCAGCUCUCUCCUAUGCCAAGGCUGUGUCCAGAUACAUGAAGGACGUCAUCAGCUACGUGGAGAAAAGAAGUGCUCUGGAGAUGGAGUUUGCCAAGGGUCUGCAGAGGCUGUGUCAGUCCAGUAAGCAGAGCAUUGCACAGCCCCAGAUGCCGUUCUUCUCCAUCUACUCUCUGGCUCUGGAGCAGGACUUGGAGCAGAGUGUGGGGGUGCAGCAAACCACUGGCUCCAUACACACUGUUCUACAGCCUCUGAUGCAGUGUAAACAGGAGCAUGAGAGGAGACGCAGAGAGCUCGGAGAACAGUGGCAGAGGGCCCAGAGGAAACUGACUGAUGCUGAGAGUAGCAUGCGUAAGGCUCGAGGCUCGUACGUGAUUCGCUGUGAGGAGUAUGACAAGGCCAGGGGUCGGGUGGAGGAGGAGCUACAAGGGGGAGGGGGCGGGCUUAAAGCUCUGGAUCGGAAGAAGCGAUUGGAGGAGGAGGCCAGGAUCAAGGCUGAAGAGGCAGAGGCUGUGUAUCGUGCAUGUAUAUCCGAGGCGGAGGCGCAGCACCAGGAGAGAGAGCAGACUAAGGGCAGCACUCUCAGACAGAUCCAUGAUGUCAUCAGACACACAGACCACACCCUCAGAUCUUGCACGGUGUCAUACUAUCAGCUGCUGCACAUGCAGACGGCAGCGCUGCCGGUCCAUUAUCAGACUCUGUGUGAGAGCACCAAGCUCUACGAGCCGGGACAACAGUACGCCGCUCACGCAAGACAUCUACACAGCAGCCCAGAGGAUGCCAGACAUCUCUACACGAGCACAGAGGACGCCAGACAUCUCUACACGAGCACAGAGGAUGCCAGACAUCUCUACACGAGCACAGAGGAUGCCAGACAUCUCUACACGAGCACAGAGGAUGCCAGACAUCUGUCGAACCCAGAGCCAGCAGCUCACUACCGCUUUAAGCCCUACUCCUCAAACCAACUGUCUGGACGAACCCGCCACAACAGCUCUAACACAGAUGCACCAAUCAGCAUGGAGACCACACCUACCACGGACGCACCAAUCAGCACGGAGACCAUACCUACCACAGACGAGGAGGGUGGUGCUGGGGAUGGAGUCACACAGAGACAUGGGCAAGGUCACCAAUCACACAAGUCCUGGCCGUCAACGAUGAGGGACUCGGACAGUCUGGGAGGAGUCUAUGGUCUGGAGUCCUCCAGCACUGGGCAUGUAACUAAAGCCAAUGAAGAGCUGGAGGAACAUGAUGGAAACGUCACCUCGUUUGAACAGGAGCCUGAGAUGGCCGUUCCCACUGUUACCUUCCGGAAUGUGGGAAUGUCCAAGGCAGCAAAGACCCACCGCUUCCGCAAGCUCCGCACACCUGCCAAAUGCAGAGAGUGUAACAGCUACGUGUACUUCCAGGGUGCAGAGUGUGAGGAGUGUUAUCUGGCGUGCCAUAGGCGUUGCUUGGAGAGCCUGGCUAUCCAGUGUGGCCAUAAGAAGCUACAAGGUCGCCUGUUGCUGUUUGGCAGGGACUUCACGCAGGGGCUGGGAGACCCCGAUGGUGUGCCUCUGGUCAUCAGGAAGUGCAUCACAGAGAUAGAGAGCAGGGCUCUUAGCAUGAAGGGUAUCUACCGUGUGAACGGGGUGAAGACUCGUGUGGAGAAGCUGUGCCAGGCCUUUGAGAAUGGGAAAGAGCUGGUGGAACUGUCCCAAGCCUUUCCUCAUGAUAUCAGCAACAUGCUCAAACUUUACCUCAGACAGCUGCCAGAGCCUAUCUUGCCCUUCCAUCUCUAUCCAUCUCUGAUGGGGCUGGCCAAGGAGAGCCUGCGUUCUGCGUCUCCUAGCCCAGAUGGAGGUGAGGUGGCUGGGGCAGCGGUGCUGGCAGACCUGGGUGCUGAGACUCCCCUGGAGGUCCUGACUCUGGUCCACAGCCUGAGGGAGCUGAUGCUAACGGAGCUGCCGCAGGCUAACACAGCCACACUGCGCUAUAUUGCACAGCACCUGCGCAGGGUGUGUGAGUGUGAGCAGGAGAACAAGAUGAGUCCCAGUAACCUGGGCAUUGUGUUUGGUCCCACUCUGAUGCGUCCCCGUCCCUCUGGGGCCACUGUGUCCCUGUCCUCCCUGGUAGACUACCCCCACCAGGCCCGCAUCGUAGAGACUCUCAUAGUCUUCUACAGCACCCUCUUCCAUGACUGCUCCAACGGCACCCAAGUUUCCCCCUCAGCCCUAAGCCAGGACGGUGGAGAGGAGGAGGAGAGAGACUGUGGGGGAGGAGCCCAGGGGAGUAUCGACAAGGGAGACAACAGGACAGACGCCAAAUAACCACACAGAGAGACCAGUGGAAUUAGACUGAAGAGGAACCCUCAGCCACAGUACCCACUGACCCUCUGGACCUGAACUCUUCAAUGAAGAACUUCUGUAAAAAAUGGAAAUGGAAUUCCGUUUUUCAAAUGAAAAAGUACUUUAAUGAAUUCUACAAAUUUGAAUUUAUUUGGGGAGUUGGAAUGAAAGUGAUUCCAACUUUCUAUUUUAAUGCAUUGACUACUGAGGAAAAAGUCAGUACACUGACUGGAUGGCAGAAUAUUAAAUUGCUGUUGUGACUUGAGGUAUGAUUUUCUAAACCAGUUUUGCCAAAAUGCUACACAAAUCUAUUUUUAUUGUUUUAAUUACCUGGUGAGAUACCAGGAAGGAAUGUGCAUUUAAAGUUUUUUUGUGCCUGCAAUUUCCUCUUUUUGUGUUCUCUCUGUACACCCCUUGUAUGGUGUAUACAUAUGGUAUGUCUAUACUCUAGCCUGCCAUCUGCCUGUGAACUCACACACCAAUGCUUCAGCACUGCUGCUGGUCGGGGUGCUAGUCAUUGAGAGCUGAUAAUUACAUAUGUUUAUAUUGUUACAGUUCUAACAUGAUGCUGUAUAUCAUUAAUGACAUUAAAUUCAACAGCCAAGCACUA
Coregonus clupeaformis (lake whitefish) is the source of this 4005-nucleotide messenger RNA. Its product is annotated as rho GTPase-activating protein 45. The coding region runs from base 129 to 3377 and encodes 1082 amino acids. The transcript is spliced from 22 exons. Gene Ontology annotation, cellular component: membrane. Gene Ontology annotation, biological process: signal transduction; activation of GTPase activity. The record is from RefSeq and is a predicted model, not a curated record. NCBI's taxonomy places the organism in Eukaryota, Metazoa, Chordata, Actinopteri, Salmoniformes, Salmonidae. Gene Ontology annotation, molecular function: GTPase activator activity.